This is a messenger RNA of Gossypium raimondii (Peruvian cotton), 1567 nucleotides long. RefSeq names its product actin-7. Gene Ontology annotation, cellular component: plasma membrane; cytosol; plasmodesma. The coding region runs from base 184 to 1317 and encodes 377 amino acids. The record is from RefSeq and is a predicted model, not a curated record. Gene Ontology annotation, biological process: cell division. The transcript has 6 exons. NCBI's taxonomy places the organism in Eukaryota, Viridiplantae, Streptophyta, Magnoliopsida, Malvales, Malvaceae.
AUACUAUGAUAAGUAUCUCUUUCCUUUGGCUUCCAUCACUCUCUAUUUCGGUCUUCACCUCCACUGCUGCGAGCAGAGGGAAAAAGGAUAAAAGCAUCGUUGUGUUCUUGCUUCUUCUUCAACUCUGUCUCUCCGUCUCUGAACCUCCUCCUUUCGUUCUUUUCUUAUUCAGUAUUGUAAAAGAUGGCCGAUGCUGAGGAUAUUCAACCCCUCGUCUGUGACAAUGGAACUGGAAUGGUGAAGGCUGGUUUUGCUGGUGAUGAUGCUCCCAGGGCUGUUUUUCCCAGUAUUGUUGGUCGACCCCGACACACUGGUGUCAUGGUUGGGAUGGGUCAGAAGGAUGCCUAUGUAGGAGAUGAAGCACAAUCCAAAAGAGGUAUUCUUACUUUGAAAUAUCCCAUUGAGCAUGGGAUCGUCAGCAACUGGGAUGAUAUGGAAAAGAUCUGGCAUCAUACAUUCUACAAUGAGCUCCGUGUUGCUCCUGAGGAGCACCCUGUUCUUCUCACGGAAGCACCUCUCAACCCCAAGGCCAACAGAGAAAAGAUGACUCAGAUCAUGUUUGAGACCUUCAAUGUACCUGCCAUGUAUGUUGCCAUCCAGGCAGUUCUUUCUUUGUAUGCCAGUGGUCGUACAACAGGUAUUGUGCUGGAUUCUGGUGAUGGUGUUUCUCACACUGUGCCAAUCUAUGAAGGGUAUGCCCUUCCUCAUGCCAUCCUCCGUCUAGACCUUGCUGGUCGUGAUCUCACUGAUUCUCUGAUGAAGAUUCUUACUGAGAGAGGUUAUAUGUUCACCACCACUGCUGAACGGGAAAUUGUCCGUGACAUGAAGGAGAAGCUUGCCUAUGUUGCCCUGGACUAUGAGCAGGAACUGGAGACUGCCAAGAGCAGCUCUUCUGUUGAGAAGAACUAUGAGUUGCCUGAUGGACAAGUAAUUACUAUUGGAGCUGAGAGAUUCCGUUGUCCAGAAGUCCUCUUCCAGCCAUCUCUCAUUGGAAUGGAAGCUGCUGGAAUCCAUGAAACUACCUACAACUCUAUCAUGAAGUGUGAUGUGGAUAUCAGGAAGGAUCUCUAUGGUAACAUUGUGCUCAGUGGUGGUUCAACUAUGUUCCCUGGUAUUGCAGACCGUAUGAGCAAGGAGAUCACUGCUCUUGCUCCAAGCAGCAUGAAGAUCAAGGUUGUUGCACCACCAGAGAGAAAGUACAGUGUCUGGAUUGGAGGAUCUAUCCUGGCAUCACUCAGCACCUUCCAGCAGAUGUGGAUUUCCAAGGGUGAGUAUGAUGAGUCGGGUCCAUCCAUUGUCCACAGGAAGUGCUUCUAAAUUUACAAUUCAUUUAAUGAGAUGAUGGGUCUUUGGAGCUGGUGGUCGGCAGACAAAUGGGUGCUUAUUUCCAUCCUUUCCAUGCAUCUUUCAACCAUGUUGCUGAAUAGAAUGUAGCUGGAGAGAUUGUGUUGCUUCUUUAUUCUAUUUUUCUUCAAAUUCAAGGCUCCCCGCAAACAUUAAUGUCAAUAGCUAUUGUACGAGAAAUUUUAAAAUUCGAUGGGAAUUAUAUUUUAUACUUGGUUUUGAA